This is a messenger RNA of Hermetia illucens (black soldier fly), 5494 nucleotides long. RefSeq names its product proteoglycan 4-like. The transcript has 3 exons. Lineage: Eukaryota; Metazoa; Arthropoda; Insecta; Diptera; Stratiomyidae. Bases 323 to 1849 code for a protein of 508 amino acids. The record is from RefSeq and is a predicted model, not a curated record.
UUAUUAAAGACAUAAAUUUGGUAGAAAAAGAACUGAGUGUGCACGCUCCGUAAAAUUAAAAAAAAACACUCAAGGUAAAUUCUAGAAUUGGCACGGAUUGCUCAGCUCUCCCUGCUUAUUUGACAAUCCAACUCCAGUUCAUAUGUUUCAGUAUUGUGCAAUCGGGCAUUUGUUGCAAAUACACGAAAGGAGCAGAUAUUCCCAAGCACAUUAUGGCGAAAAAAAAUUUUCAGUGGUGAAGAUUUAGUAAAUAUUUAGAUAAUCACAUUCAGUUGAAACGGAAAAAAGUGAAAAAAAGAGAAUUGUGUAGAAAAAACAUAGCAUGGUUUUGCUAUCGGGAUUUUUCGCAUUCCUAGCGGAAAAGAACGUGAUACCAUGUCAUUGGGGACGACCCCCAGCUGCGUUAGCGUCAGUUGACGAUGAGUUUGUCUUUGCCUUCCCACCAGCAAAUGUUUGCUGCCUCGCGAUUUACUCACUGUCACUCCUUGUCUGGUACUUAGUCGAUGUGAUCGGAGAAGAGAAAGAUGGUGAAGGAGGUGGUGAAGAUGGAAGUGAACGUGGUAGUGAAGGUGGAGAACGGGAUGAUACUAGUCCGGAUGAUGCAGAAGAUGGGGCAGCAAAAGAACCAUCUGAUGACCAAGCUAGCUCAAAAUCGGAUGCUGACAAGGACGCGGAGAAAGGGCCAGAGUCAGGAUCACAGGAAGGACCAGGACCAGAGCCUGAACCAGGACCAGAGCCUGAACCAGAACCGGAAACACAACCUGAACCUGAACCAGAGACAGAGCCACAACCGGAACCUGAGCCACAACCACAACCAGAACCGGAACCUGAACCAGAACCUGAACCAGAACCAGAACCGGAACCUGAACAAGAGCCAGAAGAACCUGCGGGAGAACCAGAUGAAGUAGUCCUACUCGAAAGACCGGAAAAUGUAUCGAAGAUAUCAGACUAUAGAAUUCGAAAACCUUACGGAAACUAUCGCAUUCCCCGAUAUUCUGCAGAAAAAAUGACACCAUCGAAGAUCUUCCAAAGUAAACAUAAACUUUCUAAAGACGAGUCCAAAGUAUCAUUGGAGAAAGUGGUACCACAGAGAAUUUCCAUGGAAACAGUUCCAAGACAACCAGGAAUCAGGCCGUCUAUUCUUCGGCAGCCUUCGGAGAAAGACAAGGCAGGUGAAAUGCCUCCAAAGGAAGGAUCACGUCGCACUGUGCCUAGGUUUAAGACGAACCCGUCUGUGGUUACAUUUGGUGAAGAUGACCCACACGAGUUGGAGCUUAUGGUCAAUGCAUUGGAUACCAACAGGCAACGUAGAAGGUCUAGUAAUGUGAGUGAUGUGGAGAAGAGAUCUAGGCACGAUAGAGAGAGAAAAUCUGCUGGAUUGAAUGUACCGAAGAGUCGACUGAGCGAGAUGUCAGGCCGGGCUCCCAUAGCGACCGACAUGGCCGCCCAUUUGUCUUCGCACCAGCCGUUGAAUGUAUCAAAUGAUUUAACAUUGCACAAGCGCAAACCUCCAAUGGAUGACACUUCAACUAAGGUGUCGAAGACUCUGAAGCCUUCGAAGGCGAGCAAGACGGACGAUAGAAAAGAUCGAAGACGCUCAAGCUUAUCAUUGCAGCUACCAGCCGGCGAUGAGCGCCUUAAAGUUGGUAGUAGUACUGGGCCUAUGCAUCGUCACAGGGACAUUAGUGUUAUUACUCCGGUUAGUGUUAAGGAAACAUCGAACAGUUUGAGACAUAGUUCUCCAACUAAUCAUGAAAGUGGCCAUCGUAAGAAGAGGAAACACACUGAUUGCUCUUGCACGGAUGAUAAUACGUGCCAAAUGCAUAAACAUAAACAUAGGCGCGUGUAAGAUCGACCGGCAAUCUUCCAAAAUAUUUGACACUCUUAAAACCCUUCCAAUGUCCUGCAGUUAUGUGAGUUUCUUCCCUUUUUGUAACGAUAAUACCAUGCAAUUAUGGUUUGUAUGGAUUGAGGAGAGAAUCACGCGAAUUGAGUUCAUUUGGUAGUCCGUUACAUUCUUAAGUCAAGUUCGCCAUAUUGUACUGAAAAGGAGAUCAGUUUUGCACAUUUAUUUUUAAUUCGGUUUUAAUUUUCAUUUUUCAACAUCUUGGGAUGAUUCGGGAGUUCCAAGUGUUUUGCUUGUGUUGUUUAUUUUUUGAUAAGGGGCCCUGCUUGCUAUUUCUGCUAUUUUAGUGAACCAUGAAUUCGGAUUGGUUUUGGAGUUAGGUAGAAAUUGUCUCAAUUAGAAAUUUAGAUAGGGCUAGAUUUUGAGAGUAUAGGGAUGAGCCCUAAGUGUAUAGUCGGAUGGAGUAUCCUUUUGAUUAGGGAUUUUGAGUCUGGAUUGGGCGUUCCGGGUUUGGGCAGGCGUUCUGAGAUAGGCGGUGCUGAAUUUGGUUUAAUCAUCUAGGGUUUAGUUGGGUGGUCCUCAGUCAGGCUGGGAAGUUAUGAGUUUGAUUGGAUGGUCCUGAGGUUGGUUAGAUGGUCUUGAGUUAGAUUGCAUGGUCUAGAGUUUAGGUGGGCGGCCCUGAAUAUGGUUGGAAUGGUCUGAGUUUGGCUGGAUGGUCCUGAGUUUGGCUGGAUGGUCCUGAGUUUGGCUGGAUGGUCCUGAGUUUGGCUGGAUGGUCCUGAGUUUGGCUGGAUGGUCCUGAGUUUAGCUGGAUGGUCCUGAGUUUGGCUGGAUGGUCCUGAGUUUGGCUGGAGAGUUUUGAGUUUGGCUGGAUAGUUUUGAGUUUGGCUGGAUAGUUUUGAGUUUGGCUGGAUAGUGCUGAAUUUGGCUGGAUAGUGCUGAAUUUGGCUGGAUAGUGCUGAAUUUGGCUGGAUGGUCCUGAAUUUGACAGGAUGGUCCUGAGUUUGUUUAGGUAUGUUAUAUUCUGUGGGAUUGUUUCAUUCCGCGAGACAUUUUCAUUCUGAGGAACAGCUCGAUUAUUAGUGCCUCGUUAUUGCUGGGUGAUUGGCCGAUCGCAAGGUGCUGGUUGAUUUGAAUGACUAGUUGAUUCUGAGGCACUGGUUGAUUCUGAGGUACUGGUUGAUUCUGAGGCAAUGGUUGAUUCUGAGAUACUAUUUGAUUCUCAGAUACUAGUUGAUAGGGAGGGAGUUUGGUUGAUUCUGAGCGGUUGGUUGAUUCCGAGAGGACGGUUGAUUCCGAGAGGACGGUUGAUUCCGAGAGGAUGGUUGAUUCCGAGAGGACGGUUGAUUCCGCGAGAAAGGAUGAUUCUGAGAGGGGGGUUGAUUCUGAGAGGGUAGUUGGUUGUGAGUGGUUGGUUCAAAAAAGUGGUUCCAAUUCCAUACAUUGCAUCAUCUCCUUUAUGUACUUCUAAUCCCGUAAAUUGCUUCUAAUCCCGGAAAGUGUUCCUAUUCGAGGAAAGUGUCAACCAUUCCCGAAACGAGUUUCCAUUCCAGGAAAGUGUUUCCAUUCCGGAGAAUCUCUCAUUCAAGAAAAGUGCUCCCCUUUUAGGAAGGAUCUCCUACUUCAGAGCAAUGAUUCUCUUUCAGGAAAUGACUUCCGUCUCGAGAAAGUGUUUCUUUUGAGAAGGUGGUGCAAUAUCUGGGAAGUGUCCACUACUAAGAAGAGCUUACUUUCGUUCCCAAAACCGCGCAUUUUAAGGAAAAGUGUUGCUGGUUCGAAGAAAUGCUUUUGUUUGACGAGAGUGUCCACUAGCAGAAGGCGCCGCCUCUAUUUGAAGCAGAUAGUCUUACCAUUCCGAAAAGGAGAUUUUUGCAUUCCUGCAUGGUGCUUGCAUUCUUAGAAGGUUAUAUGAUUCAAGAAAAAGACAGGUAUUUAGAAAGGAGGUGAGGACUUGGUGAGACCUCGGUUUUCAACUAAAAAGGCACUCGCUUUUCAGAGAGACCCUUCCUCCACUCCGAAUAUAUUUCAUUUCAAGAAAGUUUUUUAUUAUUCCUAGUAACUCUUUCAUUUCACUUUGAGUUGGCGCCGCAUAUUUCUAGAUGAGGUUAAUAUGCAGAAAAUAUGUGUGCACUUUUCCUCUGUCUCCCCUUGGUAUUUGGGGAAAGUCAGUUACUAAGGACAUCUUGAAGGUUAUACAAAUAUAUGAUUAUGUUCCUAUGAAGAGAUAUAGGAGGAUUAAUAUGGUAGGUUCAGUAGUUUAGUAGAACCAUCCACAUCCAGGAAGCGAAGUGCAAAAAUUUGUUAGCAGAAGGCUUUAUGAAUAUCAGCGCAAAAGGUCUGUAGGGAGGUGAUCUCAUAAAUCUAGUUUGAAAUAAACAAUCCAUAGUAAUAAGUGCGUGUAUUCUUAGACCUUGAAGACGGAGAUGUCGUAAUCCUCUGAGGACGUGCAAAUAUAGGCUUCACAGAGUCGAUUAUGACAUUGAUAUUGAAAGACAAGAUUUUCCUCCACUUUGCUGUGGUCUUUCCGCAUUUUUCACUGUAGUUUACCUGCCAUUUCCAUUGUAACCUCUCUUUUUGUAGUUCACAGCCUUCUUGACUAUAAUCUUCCAGCUUAAAACCAUAGACUUUUAUCCUUUUUAAUUAUAGUCUUGCGUCGCUUUUGAUCAUAGCCCUCCGGCCUUUUGAAAAUAAUCUUCCAGUCUUUUGAUUAUAGUUUGCUUGCCCUUUGACCAUUGUCGUCCAGUCUUUGGGCCAAAAUCUUCCGGUUUUUUCCCCAUAAUUUUUUGGUCUGACCAUAGUCUUCCGGCUUUUUGACGCUAGUCUUUCGGUCUUUCGACUAUGCUUUGCGUUCCUUUUGGCUAUAGUUUUGACUAUAAUCUUCGGUCAUGUUGACUAUAAUCUUCGGUCAUUUUCACCAUAGUCUAUCAGCCUUUUGGUCAUAGUCUUUCAGCCUUUUGGUCAUAGUCUUUCAGCCUUUUGACCAUAGUCUUUCCGCCUUUUGUUGACCGCAGUUUCCUGGCCUUCUGACACAGUUUUCUGGUGUUCUGGCGUUUUGACCAUAGCCUUCUAGCUUUCUGAGCAUAGACUUUUGGACUUUCGCCCAUAGUCUUCCGGGCUUUCGUCCAUAGUCUUCAAGCCUUUCAAUCAUAGUCUACCAGCGUUUUGACCAUAGUCUUGCGCCCCUCCGGGCUUUCCGAUGAUAGUCUACCGCCCUUUGUGGCUAUAGGUUUUCGGUCUUUUCUGCUUAGUAUUUCUGGUUUUUGCAUUAAGGAAGGGGCGGACUGCUCUCUUGACGGGAGAAUGUCUCCUAGGAUUUUUCCGACCCCAGUGCUAUCAUCAAUUUAUUUAUUCAAUGGAAGCUGUAAAGUUAGAUCUAAGGAUUGAAUUUGAACGCUGAGUAUUCAAAAGAGUUCGAAGUCAAUAUGCCGUUUAGUCUUAAGUCAGUAAGUUGGAAACCACGACUAAGGGACGUCCAUUUAUAGUAAGCAGGUGCUCUGCAGCUAGUUCAUUACUAAUAACGAAGAAACCUCAAACCAUGCAAACCAGUACGAUUAUCGAUAAAUCCAUAUUUGAAAACAGAAUAUUUGAAUUUAAUUUUUCUAUAACUAAUUUUGAAGGGAUGAAUAAAUUUAAUACAAAAAUCUUCCA